CCUGGCAGCCUGGACUCUGCUGCAUGCAGUUCAAUGCUGGCUGCCGCAUCCCUUGGCACUCUUUCCCUUUCUCUCUCUCUCUCUCUGUCUUUGCUGCUCCAACCCCUCAAAAGGCAGGAGAUUUAUGCCUAUCUCAUUCCAUUGUAUUGCUUUCCAAGGAGGAGGGAAGAAGCAGGAGGAGAAGAAGGGGCUUUCUUGUGUCCCUCCUGCGGUGUAUUGUGCUCCCAGGAGAAAGGAAAGAAGGUCAAGAUGGACAAGAUCCUUGAAGCCAUCGUGAUGUCGUCUUACCCCGACCACAUGAAACAAGGGUUAGUGCGACGUGUCAUUGAGGCCUCCAAACAGUCCAUGGACAGCGAACAAUGUUGGUUGAUGCUCGAGCUUUCUACCAAACUGUUCCUCGUGGGCGAUACCAAGUUCAAGAGGUGGGUUGGCAAAGAAGUCCUGGAAGCCUACGGCCUUUAUCACCAGGAGAUCUUUGAAGAGUUUUUCAAUGUCCGUUUCCUGCUCAGCCUCCUCCAAGAGGGCUAUGGACCUCUUGGCAAAAGAAGCCUGUAUGUCUUUGAUUACAUCCACCUUGGGUUGGCCUUUGUCUUGGAUCGCCCGUCCGCUAGUGACAUUUUCAGCUUGCUGAGGACCGAAGUUCUCCGGAAGGUCUGCGAGAGGCCGGGACUCAAGCAGUGCAUGAAAAUCAGCAAACUCUUGAUCCAGUAUCCUCAGUGUAUUCCUACAGGGAAACGGCAGGCUCUGUUCUGCCAGCAGCUCAUCCGCUGCAUCGGCCAAUUCCGAACCAUGUCGGGGAGAGAAGAGGCCAUUGUGGACUUCCUGGACCACGUCAUCAAAGUUGGCCUCUUGCUGCAGAAAAUAUGGAAGACACAGGUGUCCUCGAUUCUUCCAUCCUUGAAAGAACUCUUUGCAAUCAUUUCAUCAACUGAAGAUCAGGACCCACCGUCCAUUGCCUUGGCCAGUGUGGUUCAAUAUGUCCCAAUGGAACUAAUGGAUGGGAUCCUAAGAAACCUCACCAACGACGACAGCAUAACAGAUGUUCAGAUGAUGAUGGCAAUUGGCAGGAUGAUUGAAUGGGUCUCCUGGCCUCUGGGGAAGAACAUAGACAAAUGGAUCAUCGCUUUGCUCAAGGGCUUGGCCGCAGUGAAGAAGUUCAGCAUCUUGAUUGAAGUCACGCUUUCCAAAAUUGAGAGGGUGUUUUCCAAGUUGCUGUAUCCCAUCCUGAGGGAGGGAGCGCUCUCCAUUCUGUGCUAUAUGCUGCUCAGCUUUCAGCAUUCUCACGAAGCAUUUCACUUGCUUCUUCCGCAUAUUCCCAGAGUGGUGGCUGCCCUCAACAAGGAAAACUCCAAUUCGGCCACAAGUUGCUUGGAACAGUUGGCUGAGCUCAUCCACUGCAUGUUCUUCCGUUUCUCAGGAUUCCCAGACCUCUACGAACCAGUUGUGGAGGCCAUCAAAGCUCUUCCAAUUCCAAACGAAGACCGAAUUAAACACUUGCUUGGCCAAAAUGCUUGGACUUCACAGAAGAAUGAAUUAGCUGGUUUUUACCCCCGUCUGGCCUCCAAAUCGGAAACGGGGAAGAUCGGGUUAAUUAACCUGGGGAAUACCUGCUACAUGAACAGCAUCAUCCAAGCCCUCUUCAUGGCCUCGGACUUCAGGCGCUCUGUGCUGAAUUUAGCAGAGAACAAUUCCCAGCCCUUGAUGGCGAAGCUUCAGUGGCUGUUUGCCUUUCUAGAGCACAGUCAGAGACCUACCAUCUCACCUGAAAGCUUUUUAUUGGCUUCUUGGCCUCCUUGGUUCACAAGGGGAGCUCAGCAGGACUGCUCCGAAUACUUGAAAUACCUGCUUGACAGGCUGCACGAAGAAGAGAGAACAGGGAGAAGAAUUUAUCAGAAGCUCAAAGGCUCCACCUUGAUGCCUCCUCAUUCUGUGAACAAGACUCUAGUUGAAAAGAUGUUUGGAGGCAAAAUUAAGACGAAAAUCCGUUGUCUGAAGUGCCUAAAGGUCUCUUCCAGAGAAGAGGCCUUCACGGACCUCUCCCUGGCUUUUCCACCAGCAGAUCAGCCUGUGCCUAUACCCCCUGGCGCUACCUCAUUUUUACCCAUUGAAGAAAUGGGACCACAGACCAUGCAAUCUAGCCUAGAAGCCCAGCCUAGGCUGAAUGAUUUGCCAAGGAAAUCAGGAACGUUUCCUGUGCCCGGAGUUCCCCCCUCUAAAGUGUUGCCGGUCGAAACAUUAAGACCAGAAGGUCAAGAGACCUCUUUCCCUUUGAGACCUGAACGAGAUGCCACUGGGGCAAAGCCUGAGCAAGACUCAACUUUGAUCUUGAAGGGCCUUGAAGAAGCUUCCAGAUCCGUCCCUGAUUUGAUCAAUUAUUUCUUAUCACCAGAGAUGCUGACGGCGGAGAACCAGUACCACUGUGAAAACUGUGCCUCCCUUCAAGAUGCAGAGAAGCUGGCGGAGCUGACGGAGGGUCCACACUACCUCAUCCUCACCUUGUUGAGGUUCUCCUUUGACUUGAGGGCCAUGAGGAGGAGGAAGAUCCUUGACAACAUCUCAGUCCCCUUGGUGUUGAAGCUACCAGUCCUGGUGGCAUCUGAAGAACGGAGUGAUACUCAUGGCAGCGGCCACACUUCAUCAUACACUCGCUUCGCUUCAGUGGUGUAUGAUCUCUGCAGCGUUGUGGUGCACUCUGGUGUCUCUUCGGAGAGCGGACAUUACUAUUGUUAUGCCAGGGAGUGUGAGGACGCCAACACCAAAAGUGAUUCCAAGGAAGCUUCUUGGAACGAUGCCUCUGAGAAACCUCCAGACCUCGCGAUCCAGUGGUACCUUUUCAAUGACACCAGGGUUUCCUUCUCAUCUUUUGAGUCGGUCAGCCAUGUCACCUCUUUCCUACCCAAGGAUACGGCAUAUCUGCUGUUUUAUAGGCAGAGGUCAACCCAGUCCCUAAAUGGGAGGUCUGAGGCAUCUGUAGAGUCUGGCCACGUGAAUGGAGAUUUACAUUCUCCAGAUAAAAACCUGAUGGAAGCCAUUGCGAAGGAUAACAUCCUCUUCUUACAGGAGCAAGAAAAGGAAGCCCGAAGCAGAAGUGCCUACAUUUCGGCUUUACCCAAAUCCCCUCUUUGGUGGAAAGACUUUGAUGGAGAUGACGAUGACAAUUCCUCAGGCGGCGGCGGGCAUGAUCCUGGUGGGGGAAGCUCAGGUUCCUUCCAUGGACUUGUCUUCUAGAAGGGCCCUGGACCAUCAGUCAACGCUGGAACCAUCAAAUCAGUCCCAAUUCUCUGAUCUGUGAACAGCAGAACAAAACCCAACAUGAUCAGAGAGAGCCUUGCAAAACUGUGUUCAAUUGCUAUGUCCCACUUGUUAUCCUCCACAUCUCCAUGGAGUUCUGGGAGCUAUAGUUUUCCUGGAGCAAGGUAGCAAACGGGUAACACUCACUCUCCUCACAGAAUCGCAAUUCCUGCAAACGGCAAGAGGGAGACAUAGCAUUGUUCAAUGUAGUUUAUAGUGUUCUGUAAAUCCCUUCAAUGUUAUAGAUAUCUGGGGGGAAAUGUAUCAUGAAACUGCUUCAGGGAGUACAAUGCUGGACGUAAUCCACGACUUGAGGAAAUUUCCACCAAAGUGGACUCUUGUUGUGCAAUGCUUUGUUUCCAAACCAAGUGUGCAGAAGGGUGUUGGAAUCUUAAGGCUGAGCUGGUUCAUUGUUGUCCAUGGAAAUGUUGAUUGGCAUGGGAUAGAGAGAAAUGUAUUGCAUUCAGCCCUUGGUAUCCACUAGAGCAGGGAUCCUCAAACUACGGCCCGGGGGCCACGUGCGGCCCGCCAAGGGCAUGUAUCCGGCCCGCCGAGGCUUCCCUUUCAGUGGAAUCAGUCUUGGCUCUGCUAACGCAGAGUGCCUUUCUUUCUUUCUGUCUCCCCUCAUGCUGCAUGCCAAGUUUGAUUGAGUUCUAUUGUUGGGGAAUUCAGAAUGCUCUUUGAUUGCAGAAGUUACUGCAACUCCCACAUGUCUGAGUGUAUUUU
Anolis sagrei ordinatus is the source of this 4017-nucleotide messenger RNA. RefSeq names its product ubiquitin specific peptidase 35 (gene USP35). Gene Ontology annotation, molecular function: cysteine-type deubiquitinase activity. The record is from RefSeq and is a predicted model, not a curated record. Gene Ontology annotation, biological process: protein deubiquitination. Gene Ontology annotation, cellular component: cytosol; nucleus. Lineage: Eukaryota; Metazoa; Chordata; Lepidosauria; Squamata; Anolidae.